Messenger RNA from Gracilinanus agilis (Agile Gracile Mouse Opossum), 1506 nucleotides. It is a transcript of the gene PLAG1, whose product is annotated as PLAG1 zinc finger. The transcript is spliced from 2 exons. Lineage: Eukaryota; Metazoa; Chordata; Mammalia; Didelphimorphia; Didelphidae. The record is from RefSeq and is a predicted model, not a curated record. The coding region runs from base 1 to 1506 and encodes 501 amino acids.
AUGGCCACUGUCAUUCCUGGUGAUUUGUCAGAAGUAAGAGAUACCCAGAAAGUCCCUUCAGGGAAACGUAAGCGUGGUGAAACCAAACCAAGAAAAAACUUUCCUUGCCAACUGUGUGACAAGGCCUUUAACAGUGUUGAGAAAUUAAAGGUUCAUUCAUACUCUCACACAGGAGAGAGGCCCUACAAGUGCACGCAACAAGACUGCACCAAGGCCUUUGUUUCUAAGUACAAAUUACUAAGGCAUAUGGCUACUCAUUCUCCUGAGAAAACCCACAAGUGUAAUUAUUGUGAGAAAAUGUUUCACCGAAAAGAUCAUCUAAAGAAUCACCUACAUACACACAACCCCAACAAAGAGGCGUUUAAGUGUGAAGAGUGUGGCAAGAACUAUAAUACCAAGCUUGGGUUUAAACGUCACUUGGCCUUGCAUGCUGCAACAAGUGGUGACCUUACCUGUAAAGUAUGUUUGCAGACUUUUGAAAGCACAGGGGUGCUUUUGGAGCACCUCAAAACUCACGCAGGCAAGUCUUCUGGUGGGGUAAAAGAAAAAAAGCACCAGUGUGAACACUGUGAUCGCCGAUUCUAUACCCGUAAGGACGUCCGUAGACAUAUGGUAGUGCACACUGGGAGAAAGGACUUCCUUUGUCAGUACUGUGCACAAAGAUUUGGACGGAAAGAUCAUUUAACUCGUCAUAUGAAAAAGAGUCACAAUCAAGAACUUUUGAAGGUCAAAACAGAACCAAUGGACCUUCUAGAUCCCUUUACCUGCAACGUUUCUGUGCCUAUAAAAGACGAGCUGCUUCCAGUGAUGUCUUUACCUUCUAGUGAACUAACAUCAAAGCCAUUUACAAACACUUUGCAAUUAAACCUUUAUAAUACACAAAUUCAGUCCAUGCAGAGUUCUGGACCAGCACACCAAAUGGUCGCCACAUCAUUACCUUUGGGAAUGACAUGCCCAAUUGAUAUGGAAUCUGUUCACCCUUCUCACCAUCUGUCUUUGAAAUAUCCACUCAGUUCUACCUCAUAUGCAAUUUCUAUGCCUGAAAAAGAACAGCCAUUAAAAGGGGAAAUUGAGAGUUACCUAAUGGAGUUACAAAGUGGUAUGCCUUCCUCAUCCCAGGAUUCUCAAGCAUCUUCAUCUAAACUAGGCUUGGAGCCUCAAGUAGGACCCCUAGAUGAUGGAUCUGGGGAACUGUCCUUAUCCAAAAGCUCCAUUUCCAUUAGUGAAUCUCUAAACCCAUCAUCUUUGGAUUUUUCCCAGUUGUUCAAUUUCAUACCUGUAAAUGGUCCACCCUAUAAUCCUUCUGUAUCAGUGGGAAAUCUUGGACUGAGCUAUUCCCAAGAGGAGGCACAUUCUUCUUUGGCUCAGCUUCCACCACAGACCCAGGAUCCUCAAGAUCCUGCAAACAGUAUAGGCCUCGGUUCUCUGCACUCCCUGUCAGCAGCCUUCACAAGCAGUCUAAGCACAACCACCACCCUACCACGCUUUCACCAAGCUUUCCAAUAG